GACACCUGCCUGGGGAGGCAGCAGCGGCUGGGCGGAGGCUUGCAGCACCUCUGACACCCGAGGAAGAGAGGGAGGAGGGAGAGCGCGUUUCAUCAUCAGCCACCACUUAUAAAAACUUUUAGGCGCUCACUCUCUGGCUCAGUCCGCGCGCCGCGCUCCCCAUCGCCCAGCUACCGCUACAGCAGCCCGAAGCCUCAGAGUCCUGUAGAAUCUGACCCCCUGUCUGUCGCUACAGCCUCGGCCCGGCCAGGGGACGUUGCCUCUGUCACAAUGGGGCUCCUGCCCAAGCCCGGAGCUCGCCAGGGUAGCGACACCUCUUCGGUCCCAGCCACACGCUGCUCCCGCUCGAUCUUCCGCAACAUUAAGGUGUUCGUGCUUUGCCAUGGCCUCCUACAGCUCUGCCAGCUGCUCUACAGCGCCUACUUCAAGAGCAGCCUCACCACAAUUGAGAAGCGCUUUGGCCUCUCCAGUUCUUCCUCGGGUCUCAUUUCCAGCUUGAAUGAGAUCAGCAAUGCCACCCUCAUCAUCUUUGUCAGCUACUUUGGCAGCCGGGUGAACCGCCCACGGAUGAUCGGCAUAGGGGGUCUCCUCCUGGCUGCAGGCGCCUUUGUCCUCACCCUCCCACACUUUCUGUCGGAGCCCUAUCAAUACACCAUGACCACUGCUGGAAACAGUAGCCGCUUUCAGACCAACCUUUGUCAGAAGCCUCUGUCAGACCAGCAGACCAGUAAGUGCCACAGCACCGUGCCAGAUACUCCAAAGGAGACCAGCAGCAUGUGGGGCCUUAUGGUGAUUGCUCAGCUGCUAGCCGGUCUUGGGACAGUGCCCAUCCAGCCAUUUGGCAUCUCCUAUGUGGAUGACUUUGCAGAGCCCACCAACUCGCCUCUGUAUAUCUCCAUCUUGUUUGCUAUUGCUGUGUUUGGACCGGCUUUCGGAUACCUGCUGGGUUCAGUUAUGCUGAGGAUAUUCGUGGACUAUGGCAGAGUGGACACUGCGACAGUGAACUUGAUCCCGGGUGACCCUCGAUGGAUCGGAGCCUGGUGGCUGGGCUUGCUCAUUUCCUCAGGCUUCUUGAUUGUCACUUCUCUGCCCUUUUUUUUCUUUCCUCGAGCAAUGCCCAGAGGAGCAGAGCACUCUGUUAUCGCAGAUGAAACAAUGAAGAUGGAGGAGGACAGGUCAAGAGGCUCCCUCAUGGAUUUCAUUAAACGGUUCCCCCGCAUUUUCCUGAGGCUGCUGAUGAACCCCCUCUUCAUGCUGGUGGUCCUGGCCCAGUGUACCUUCUCCUCCGUCAUCGCUGGCCUCUCUACGUUUCUCAACAAGUUCCUGGAGAAGCAGUAUGGCACCUCGGCAGCCUAUGCCAACUUUCUUAUCGGUGCUGUGAACCUUCCUGCUGCAGCCUUGGGGAUGCUCUUUGGAGGGAUCCUCAUGAAACGCUUUGUUUUCCCUCUGCAAACCAUCCCCCGAGUGGCCGCCACCAUCAUGACCAUCUCCAUAAUCCUCUGCGCCCCUCUCUUCUUUAUGGGAUGUUCCACCCCAGCCGUGGCUGAGGUCUACCCCCCCAGCACAUCAAGUUCUAUACCUCCGCAGCCUCCUGCUUGCCGCAAGGACUGCUCGUGCCCGGAUUCCAUCUUCCACCCAGUCUGCGGAGACAAUGGAGUUGAGUACCUCUCCCCUUGCCAUGCGGGCUGCAGCGGCAUGAACGUGAGCUCAGCAGCUUCCAAGCAACCAACCUAUUUGAACUGCAGCUGCGUGGCUGGGGGAUCUGCAUCAGCAAAGACGGGGUCAUGCCCUGUGUCCUGUGCACACUUCCUGCUCCCAUCCAUCUUCCUCAUCUCCUUUGUGGCGCUCAUCGCCUGCAUCUCCCACAACCCGCUCUACAUGAUGGUUCUUCGCGUGGUGAACCAGGAUGAAAAGUCAUUUGCCAUUGGGGUACAGUUCUUGCUGAUGCGCUUGCUGGCCUGGCUGCCGUCUCCGUCCCUGUACGGACUCAUCAUCGACUCUUCCUGUAUCCAGUGGAACCACCUGUGCUCAGGGAGACAAGGGGCAUGUGCAUAUUAUGACAAUGACGCUCUCCGAAACAGGUACCUGGGCCUGCAAGUGCUCUACAAGGCUCUGGGCACACUGCUGCUCUUCUUCACCAGCUGGAGGGUGAAGAAGAACAGGGAAUACAGCCUGCAGGAGAACACCUCGGGCCUCAUCUGACGUCAUCGCCCC
This is a messenger RNA of Acomys russatus (golden spiny mouse), 2214 nucleotides long. RefSeq names its product solute carrier organic anion transporter family member 2A1 (gene Slco2a1). Lineage: Eukaryota; Metazoa; Chordata; Mammalia; Rodentia; Muridae. The transcript has 14 exons. Gene Ontology annotation, biological process: sodium-independent organic anion transport; prostaglandin transport; transmembrane transport. The record is from RefSeq and is a predicted model, not a curated record. Gene Ontology annotation, cellular component: membrane. The coding region runs from base 271 to 2202 and encodes 643 amino acids. Gene Ontology annotation, molecular function: protein binding; prostaglandin transmembrane transporter activity.